Molecule: messenger RNA, 1233 nt
Organism: Periconia digitata
Lineage: Eukaryota; Fungi; Ascomycota; Dothideomycetes; Pleosporales; Periconiaceae
Source: the annotation of a GenBank genome assembly
UCUUCAUCAUCGAAAAUGCGUUUCAGUUCACAUGCAGCUCUGGGGCUUCUUGCCGCGAGUAUCACAAAUGCUCUCCCGGCUCCCCAGGAUGAUACCCCCCCGACAAUCUCGCCGUCAGCCGAUGAUCUCGAAACCCUAGCUCAAUUGUCGCAACACGCACAGGAAGUGACGAAUUCGAGCCUGUCGACGGGAAAGCGACAACUGGGAAGUUGCACUCUCCGCAAUCUUUCCGUUCGGAGGGAAUGGGGCACACUCUCCAACCCAGAGCGCAAGGCCUACACCGAUGCCGUCUUGUGUCUGCAGAAGAAGCAAUCCAAGACACCAUCAUCUCUCAUCCCAGGAGCCAAAUCCCGCUUCGAUGACUGGAUUGGUACGCACAUCAAUCAGACCACUACUAUACACUACACUGGUACUUUCCUCGCGUGGCACCGCUACUUCACGUGGGAAUAUGAGCAAGCGUUGCGUAAUGAGUGCGGAUACAAAGGAACUCAGCCUUACUGGGACUGGUCGAAGACAGCCAAGACUGGCCACGAGAAGUCCCCUAUCUUCGAUGGCUCCGAGUUUUCCAUGUCUGGAAAUGGUGAGCUAGAUGACAACAAGGGUGAUAUUAUGCUUGGAGGCCAAGGUCUUCCAGAAUUCCCGAUUCCUGCAGGGAACGGCGGUGGCUGUGUCACAUCAGGUCCUUUCAAAUCUAUGAGCGUCAACCUUGGCCCCGUACAGCUUAGUCUCCCCGGAGGCAAGACGGAGUCCAACGGCGAUGGAUUGGCGUACAACCCUCGCUGCCUCAAGCGUGACUUGACCAACGAAGUGAACCGCCGGUUCGCAAACGCCACUUCAGUCGUCCGCAACAUCCUGCUUCCUAAGGAUGUCUACGAUUUCCAGAUGACGAUGCAGGGUUACCCUGGCACGAACGAUAUCGGUAUCCAUGGUGGUGGACACUUCACGAUAGGAGGUGACCCAGGUCGUGAUCUCUUCACUUCCCCGGGCGAUCCUAUCUUUUACCUUCACCACAGCAUGAUCGAUCGCGUUUGGUGGAUGUGGCAAUCCCUUGAUGUCAAGAAAAGGACCAGUGCUGAAGGCAUCGCGGGAACCGGCACCUUCAUGAACCAGCCGCCUAGUCCAGACACAACUUUGGACACUGAGAUCAACCUUGGUUUUGCUGCGGGGAGUCCCAAAACAAUGCGCGAUCUGAUGAGCACAACUGCUGGGCCAUUCUGUUAUAUUUACAUUUAG